Messenger RNA from Helianthus annuus (common sunflower), 727 nucleotides. RefSeq names its product zinc finger protein SHOOT GRAVITROPISM 5. The record is from RefSeq and is a predicted model, not a curated record. NCBI's taxonomy places the organism in Eukaryota, Viridiplantae, Streptophyta, Magnoliopsida, Asterales, Asteraceae. The coding region runs from base 69 to 596 and encodes 175 amino acids. The transcript has a single exon. Gene Ontology annotation, cellular component: nucleus. Gene Ontology annotation, biological process: gravitropism.
AAACCUCCAUUUGCCACCUUCACCUUCACACAAAUAGUUUCUCUCUCUCUAACUUUCUCUCUCUAAAAAUGGAAGAUGAUCACCGGGAACUACAGCUCCUCCCUACACCGCCACACACCAGAUCAAUCCCCUACUCAUGGCAAUCGAAUCGGUCGGAUUCAACGAGGUACCGAUCAGAUAACUUCCAGUUUCCAUUGGAAACUGCAGGUCCAGCUCCGCCACUGGACCUGCAGUUAUCUAUCAGUCUCCGGCCAAUUCAACAGCCGGAGACUGACUACAACUUAUCCGACUCAUUCAACUACAAGCGAGAAGAUAAAAAAGAAGACGGUAGAGUACUCGAAGUGGUGAAAUGGCAAGCGGCAGAUCAAGUACGGAUAGCGUCAAUGGAGAAAGCGUAUGCGGAGCGCGUGCGAGAGAUGACGAAGCGUGAGAUGGAGCUUGCGCAAUCAGAAUUCUCGCGUGCGAGGCACAUGUGGGAGCGCGCACGCGAGGAGGUUGAAAGAGUGGAGAAGAUGAAGGAAAGAGCUACCAGAAGGAUUGAUUCGAGUUGUAUGGAGAUUACUUGUCAGGCUUGCAGGCAGAAGUUUCGACAUUGAUCUUGAUGAUUAUUGUUAUGUGUUAGUUCAUAUUUCAAUUGAUCACAAAUUAUAUUAUCUCAUAUUAUUUGUUGAUUGUUAAUUAAUUAAAUGUGCUCCAUCAAUUAAUCUAAUUCUAAUUCUAUUUCUAA